Aureobasidium musti is the source of this 969-nucleotide messenger RNA. The record is from the annotation of a GenBank genome assembly. Lineage: Eukaryota; Fungi; Ascomycota; Dothideomycetes; Dothideales; Saccotheciaceae.
AUGGGCAAACACACAAUCGCCGAACUUCAGAAGAUCAACCAGCACGAGAUCACCGUCCUAACCCGCAAAGGCAGCAACAUCUCUCUUUCUUCCUCCAUCAACAUCAUCGAGGUAGAUUAUGAUUCCAUCGAGAGUUUGGCCUCAGCACUCCAAGGUCAAGAUCUCCUAAUGAUCACCCUCGCCGUCGGAACACCCCCUCACAUCCACUCCAACCUCAUCUCCGCAGCCGCCACCGCAAACAUAAAAUACACAAUCCCCAACGCCUACGGCUUCGACUUUACGAACCCGGCCAUCAUCGCAGACAUCCCCGCCGGCCAUCUAGCUCAAGAAUACUUCUCUUCCAUCUCCUCCCACGGUAUGANNCUCCACUUCUCUCUAGUGUGCGGGUUUUGGUACGAGUGGAGUUUAGCUAUUCCUUGGUGUUAUGGUAUCGAUAUUGCUUCUCGGAAAGCUGUUUUCUACGAUGAGGGAAAUACGAAGAUGAAUACGAGUACUUGGGUUCAAUGUGGGAAAGCCAUUGCUACGUUGAUUUCGUUGCCAGAGGAAGAGUUGAGGAAAUACAAGGAUAGGAGUUUGUAUGUGAGUAGUUUUAGGGUUACGCAGAGGGAGAUGUUGGAGAGUUUGCAUAGGGUCCUGGGCACCAAAGACGAGGAUUGGGAGAUUAGUUUUGAGACUUCUAAGGAGAAAUACCGAAAAGGAAUGGAGGAUAUGCAGAAGGGAGAUCAGACUGGGUUUGCCAGAGGUACGUUAUCUUCCCUCUCUUUCCUAACAAGCCGAUGUAUCUGUUUGCUGACAAGAGUCCAAACACAGNCAAUGUACGCCAGAUGUUUCUAUCCAGAUGGUAGCGGUGAUUACGAGAGUAGCAAAGGUCUCGACAACGAAGGCUUGGGAUUGCCGCAUGAGGAUUUGGAUGAAGCGACAAAGAGGACUGUGGAGAUGGUUAACAAUGGAUGGAAUCCUUUCGGUUGA